UCUGGUUUUCGUGGUAUUUUUCAGAGGAUAAAUGAGAGCGAAGUGAGGCGACCUAAAAUCAGAUUUUUGUGCUGAGGUUUCCAGGCAGAGAUUUUGUUUUGCAUUUCUUGCUGCUCCACCUGUUAGAACCAUGUCCUCCUCUCGGCCUGAACCGCUUCACUUGCGAGAGACUUUCGAGGAGCCGACAAUAUUUGCUCCAAUUCCUCUACCUUGGUUUCCGAAACAUUCUGAUACGACAAAUAUGGAGGAGAAGAGGGAGAAAGAACAGAGGCUUCAUCAGGAAACAAUCGAAUACCAGGUUUACUUGCGAAAGACUUUCCCGGGGGCAACAUUUUUGUUUCCCAUCACUGUACGUAGUACUCCGGAAAACUCUGAUAUGACAAAUAGGGAGGAGAGGCUAGAGGAAAUGCGUAGGCGUUGUCAGGCAAGAUUUUUUCACAAGUUACAUAGAGAAACUGCCCAGAGAUUGUUGGGUGAGGAUCAGGCUGAGACUGCAGAUGGUUCUGGCGAACUGUGUAAAUUUGCAGCUGGCAGAAAGAUGACUAGAGACCUGGUUCGCAUGCAGGAGUCUCGCUAUCCUAACCACUGGGUUUUACAGUUACCUGAUGUCAUCCUCAUCCAUCCCAAGAUGGGAGAAACCUUUUUUGGUUCCCUUGAGGCCCGUGAGUGUGGGUUCAUGUUCUUCACAUCCUCCGGUUUCCAUUUGCCUUUCAAGGAUACUAGUGUAAGACUGUGGUUCUUGCGACGUGGAGAUGACAUGAUGCGGCCUCUCUUGCAAUUCCACUUUCAUCACCCCAUCAUGGUGGGGAAAGAAAAGACAACUGAUAUUCAGUUCCAUUUGAUGCCCACAAGUGUGAGACGGGAGAGAUCUGAUACAUAUGCGAGCGGGGACCGUGGCAAAGAUUUAGCUGACUUUGUCCGCAGAAUUGGUAUGGUUCGGUGGGCUUCCAGCGUUACUUUCCUCGGGUUGAGCAUCUGAAUAAAUGCGAGUUAUUUGGAGUUCUUCCCUCUUAUUAAAAAAAUGGGUUACAUUCAAGUUAGUGAUUCGCUCACGUAACAUAAUAUAAAUGAGGAAGGCUAAUUUUAGUCCGCUUUGAGAGUACCAAACUUGUCCCUGAUAAAUGUCAUACUGUUACCAAAUAAGAAAUAAAAAAUAUAACAACUUAAACAGA
Molecule: messenger RNA, 1172 nt
Organism: Papaver somniferum (opium poppy)
Lineage: Eukaryota; Viridiplantae; Streptophyta; Magnoliopsida; Ranunculales; Papaveraceae
Exons: 2
Coding region: 131-979 (282 amino acids)
Biological process (GO): positive regulation of transcription elongation by RNA polymerase II; transcription elongation by RNA polymerase II
Cellular component (GO): FACT complex
Molecular function (GO): nucleosome binding
Source: RefSeq, a predicted model, not a curated record